Molecule: messenger RNA, 831 nt
Organism: Medicago truncatula (barrel medic)
Lineage: Eukaryota; Viridiplantae; Streptophyta; Magnoliopsida; Fabales; Fabaceae
Product: probable prolyl 4-hydroxylase 3
Exons: 9
Coding region: 1-831 (276 amino acids)
Biological process (GO): peptidyl-proline hydroxylation to 4-hydroxy-L-proline
Cellular component (GO): endoplasmic reticulum
Molecular function (GO): iron ion binding; procollagen-proline 4-dioxygenase activity; L-ascorbic acid binding
Source: RefSeq, a predicted model, not a curated record
AUGACCUCUAAGGUCAUGCGAAGUCAACAAUAUCCGACAUUUAUCAACUCAGGUGAGAAGAAUAACAAGGUUGAGAGAAAGACCGGCUUAUUAGUAUUACUGACGGAAAGGAAGGAUGAAAACAUCAUAAAUUUGACGGAAAGGAAGGAUCAAUGGACUGAAAUUCUGUCAUCUGUUCCAAGAGCUUCCAUGUAUCACAAUUUUCUGUCAAAAGAAGAAUGUGAGCAUUUGAUCAAUCUUGCCAAGCCUUUCAUGGCAAGAUCACUUGUUGUCGAUGGCGUAACUGGAGAGGUUAAAGAAAGCAGCUCUCGAACUAGUUCAGGAAUGUUUCUGGAUAGAGGAAAGGACAAAAUUGUCCAGAAUAUUGAACGGAGAAUUGCUGAUAUUACCUCCGUACCAAUAGAGAAUGGAGAAGGACUUCAUGUUAUUCACUAUGGAGUCGGGCAAAAAUGUGAGCCUCAUUACGAUUACACCUCUGAUGGGGUCGUCACUAAGAAUGGAGGCCCACGAGUUGCUACAGUUCUUAUGUAUCUGUCUGACGUUGAAGAAGGUGGUGAGACUGUAUUUCCUGAUGCUCAGCCCAACUUUACUUCUGUAUCCAAAUGUUCUGGAGAUGGUCUAUCAGUGAAACCAAAAAUGGGCGACGCUCUGCUGUUUUGGAGCAUGAAGCCAGAUGGCACACUAGAUACUUCUAGUUUACACGGCGGUAGUCCAGUAAUUAGAGGAAAUAAAUGGGCUUCAACUAAGUGGCUGCAUCUUCGGGAGUGCAAACUUUCGGGCACUACACAUGCAGAGAAGGUAACACUUGUGCCAACAAACAUGCUGCCCUGA